UUUUCUGUAAAAUUAUCUGCUUAUCUGUAGCGAAAGAGUAGUUUUACCAUUUAAAUGUAUGCUGAGCGGGUAAAUGUUGCUAAUAGACUACAACUCCCACGCUUAGAACUACAACCAUGCCAUAAACGAUGUCGCAAAUGUCGCAAAGACGGCAACACGGAAAACGGCGCGUCGGUUUGAAAGAGUAAACAAACGGUUAGCAACGCUUCGAUUAGAUUCCGAUUAAAAAUGAUAACCGCGUGAUUUACUUGAUCAGAAUGUGUUUAUGAGACUUUAUUUCACAGUGAUGUUUAUUUUAGACCCUCGUCUUCUGUAAACCGUUUCUGUUUCUUUACGUUCGGGAUUUUAAUGCAUUCUUUUAGCAUCUCUGGAUCCAGGGACGCUGCGCGCAUCAGAUGAUGUCCUCCAGUGAGAGACAGAGAGAGCUGCUGCUGCAGGAGGAAGUCAGGAGUCUGAGUCAGGAGCUCGCUCAGUGUCAGGCGGAUAAGGAGUUUGUGUGGUCGCUAUGGAAACGGCUCCAGGCGGCGAAUCCGGACCUGACGCAGGCCGUGAGUUUAGUGGUGGAGCGUGAGAAACAGAAAGCGGAAGCUAAAGAUCGGAAAGUUCUGGAAAUCCUGCAAGUGAAAGAUUACAAGAUCCAGGAGCUGGAGAAGGAAGUGACGUCACAGCGACAGGAAGUGAGCGGACUCCUGCAGCAGCAUCGUGUUGGUGAAGAUGAGCGCCAUACGAUGAAGAAGGAGCUGGUAGAACUUCAGCACACACUGAGUGAUACCACACGACGCCUACAGGUACACACACACACACACACACACACACACGACGCCUACAGGUACACACACACACACACACACACACACACACACACUGAGAGAUACCACACGACGCCUACAGGUACACACACACACACACACACUGAGAGAUACCACACGACGCCUACAGGUACACACACACACACACACACACACACUGAGAGAUACCACACGACGCCUACAGGUACACACACACACACACACACACACACUGAGAGAUACCACACGACGCCUACAGGUACACACACACACACACACACACACACACACACUGAGAGAUACCACACGACGCCUACAGGUACACACACACACACACACACACACACACACACACUGAGAGAUACCACACGACGCCUACAGGAGUGUGAUGAUGGGUGGAGGAGGAGAUUGGAGGCGCAGCAGGAGCAGAGCAGGAAGCAGGAGGAGACAAAUAACACCAGACUCAAGGAGUGUGAUGAUGGGUGGAGGAGGAGGUUGGAGGAGUAUCAGGAGCAGAGCAGGAAGCAGGAGGAGGUGAACAACGCACGACUUGGGGAGGUGCAGGAGGAGUUGGUGAAGGUUCAGGCCAUCAACUCGUCUCUCUCUAUUCAGCUCAGUUCAGUUCAGCAAAAGCUCAGUGAGAGAGAACAGCAGCUCCAGCAGCUCAGGCGUGAGCUGCAGGAUCUUCAGUCUCUGUAUGUACAAAGUGUUGCUCACGCAGGAGAGCAGGCAGAACUCAUCCAGCAGCUGGAAGGUCUCAACAUGGACACACAGCAGAUCCUGCAGAGCCAGGAGAAAGUACACACCACACACACUGCCUCAUACCACAAGUUGUACAGUGAGCUAAGUGUGUCCUAUCAGGCUCUCCGUCUCAGUGAGGAGCAGCUUCGACAGAAAGACGCCUGUCUCACUGAACAGCUUUGUCAGAAGGAACAGCAGGUCUCUGAACUUCAGGUCCAACUUCAAGAGCUCCAACAGCUUGUAACAUCUAACCCACCCCGCCCCCAAGUACCUGAUGGACCACAGGUGGCUUUACUCCGUUCGCAGAAGAUUGAGCAGGAGUGUGUGGAGGCUGCAGAGAGUCAAGUGUGUGUGUCUCACCCUCCAUCAUCUGACAUUCAGAGCUGUGGAACACACACACAGCAGAGUUUCAGGUCUGUCUCUCCAAGCAGCAGUAGAGCAGCUGAGAAGAAAAUCCAACAGUUGGAGGAGUUACUCGCUCUCAAGUCGGCAGAGAACGAGGAGCUAAGGCGAGCUCAUGCAAAGCGUCACGAUCGUCUGCGUCUGAUUCAGACCAACUACAGAGCGGUGAAGGAGCAUCUGAGGGAGGUGGAGGACACACAGGGCCUACCAAAAGGCAGGACGAGGCGAGCUGAGCCAUGGGAGCUCCGUCAGGAGAACAGCGAUGCGGUUUGGAACGAGUUGGCCUUCUUUAAACGUGAGAACAAGAAGCUCCUUGCUGAGAAAGCUCAGCUGGAGGAGGAGUUGGAUGUGGCCCGUGUUCGAGUGGCCAUGGAGCGAGCUACAGCGCAGGAGCUACGGCUGCGUCUGCACGAGGAACACCAAGAGCAGCAGCUGAAUGAUGAUGAAGAUGACAGAGUGAGCAGCACACCACUACCUCCUGUACACACACUACACCACUCUGUUAGAAAGAUCGAGGUAUUGGAAAGGAAGAUGGUGUGUCUGGAGAGAGAGAUGUUGAAGUUGCGAGAGGACAAGCAGGCCCUAGAGGACGCUAACAAUUUCUUGCGUAGCGAGAGGACGGAGCUCCAGGCAGCGCUGCAGCAGGCCUGUGUGUGUGAGGAAGCGACCCAGGCUUGGGUGAGUGCUGAGCGGGACAAGCUGCUAGGCGAGGCCCGGGCUCUACAGGCCCAGCUGCAGAAAUCAAGGAGAGCAGAGAUGGUGUCUCGGGCAGCAUUACUGAGGAUCAGACAGGAAGUGGGAGUACUGAGGGCGGAGAGGGACUUCCACAGGAACAAGACACGGAGAGGACGAGGACGGGGGACACACACCAUAACGCACACCAUUUCGGUGCAGCCGAGGACACGCAGCCCGGCCAAGGAUGAGUGGGAGGACAUGAGUCCAGACAGUGACAGUGAGGAUUUCUCCGACAGUCUGCAGAGUCAGCGUGCUGCUGGUUCUCCCCGCGCUGCUGCUCAGUCAGAGGCCUGCACAGCACUCCCUCACCGACACACGCUCAGAGACAACUCCACUGAUCCCAGGUCUCGCAACACAGGUAACACCCCACACUCCACACAUUACAUCACCUCCCGUACUACAUCACUUCCUGUAAAUAUUGCAUCACUUCCUGUGCAAGUUGUUUGCUACUCUGAAGUGUGUGUGUACCUGUGUGUGCACUUGUGUACCUGUGUGUGUACCUGUGUGUACUCUUGUGAGUUGUUUGCUACUCUGAAGUGUGUAUGUGUGUGUGUGUGUUUGUCUUUCCCUUCAGGAGUGUGUGAGGAUGCAGCGGUGAAGAAGAGGGGGAUGAUGAUGAAAAGGAGGAGUGCGUGUGUGGUGAUGAAGGGAGCAGGAGUGUGUGAGGAUGCAGUGGUGAGGAAGAGGAGGGUGAUGAAGAGGAGACGUGUGUGUGCCAUGUUCACUCAGAGGCUCGCCUGUCUGCAGCAGCAGGUCGCAGCUCUACAGGCAGCCAGCAGGGCGGCGCACGAAGAGCGGCUCAAAUACCAACACACACACUCUGAACUGCAGACUCUGACGCACACUCUGCAGAAGCAGACGUGCGAGUUGACGAUGCUGCAGCAGCAGAAGGCCGUGUUGGAGGCGGAGUUAGAGCGGUGGAGGAAGUCCCGCCCCCCUGAAGUGCAACAACAAGCGUCUGUCACCGUGUCUGCCCCCAACCCUGACCUCCCGAACAUCAAAACACUGGAGACUGAAAUCAAACAGCUUAACAACAGGCUGAAGAGCUCGAGUGCCGAGGUGAGCCGUCAGACUGCUUUGAUCAAAGGCCUCAGGACGGAGCUGCAUGACAAAGACCAACGCCUUAAGGAGCUACAGGACAAGGUGUGUCACUGUGAGAGGGAUGUGGUGAUGAAGAGACAGUUGGUGGAGGAUCUGCGCAGUCGGUUGAAGAUCCUGCAGGAUUCAGAGCACAGCCAUCGCUCACACAUCGAUGAGCUGGAGAGAAAGGUGAAGAGUCAGUGUGAGGAAGCAUCCAACAGGAAGUCAUUCAUUGAGUCUCUGAAGAGGAGGCUGAGCGUCGCGACUGACAGCAAACAGCAGUGUGAGAGCUCCAACAGCACACUCCAAGACCUGCUACGCACCAAGGAGCAAAAGCUAACAGCACUGCAGGCCCGGUUGGCGGAGUGUGAGAGGUCAAAGGUCAAGCUGGAGCAGACGGCAACAUCGCAGAUGCAGCUUCUGACCAAUCAGAGCACAGAUGCAAUACGCACACUGCAGAACAAACUCACACUGGCACAGACUCAACACCAACACCUGCGUUCAGUCACCCUGGCUUUGGCUGUGGAGGUGGACAGAGAAGUGAGGGAGACCCGAGCUGAGCUGAGAAAGAGGAGGAGAGAGAGGAAGAAGGAGGGAUCAGGAAGAGGAGGAGUGUCCAAGAGCUCCAUGGUGAAAGCGCAGUCCAUCGCUGCAUCCAUCCUCAAUGUCAGUGCUAACGACCUGGCUAGCAUCCUGGACACAGACCAGGAGGAAGAGGGUGAUGAAGAAGCAGAUGGAGUUUGGAUGGAUCACAUACAGCAGCUCCUAGAGCAGCAGUGUGUCUCUGCAGGUGAGUUGUUGGAUGUUCUGUUGGUGAAGAUGAAGGAGAACAGGGCGCUGAUGGAGGAGCUGGUCACUCUGAGAGAGAGACACUGAACACGACAGAGGAAAACACAUCUCUCCAUCCCUCCUUUUAUUUCACUUUCUUUUCCCUGCCUUCGCUUCUCACCUCACUCUCUUCCUCUCCCUUACUUAUUACCUCUCUGUCCUCUUUUCUUUUCCCUGUUCAGGUGUGUGAGUGUGUGUGUGUGUGUACAGAUGCAGUGUUUAGAUGAUUUUGUACCCACGUGAAUUAAACUAAUUUAUGGAGUGUGUUUAAACUCAGUGUGAUCAGCUGAUGUGUUUACUAUAUUCUUAUUAUAUUACAUUCACUCACACUCACACAUUCACUCACACA
Messenger RNA from Ictalurus furcatus (blue catfish), 4923 nucleotides. RefSeq names its product centlein, centrosomal protein (gene cntln). The record is from RefSeq and is a predicted model, not a curated record. Bases 396 to 4622 code for a protein of 1408 amino acids. Gene Ontology annotation, cellular component: centriole; centrosome. Gene Ontology annotation, biological process: centriole-centriole cohesion; protein localization to organelle. NCBI's taxonomy places the organism in Eukaryota, Metazoa, Chordata, Actinopteri, Siluriformes, Ictaluridae. The transcript has 31 exons.